Messenger RNA from Chaetomium globosum CBS 148.51, 204 nucleotides. RefSeq lists its product as uncharacterized. The record is from RefSeq and is a predicted model, not a curated record. Bases 1 to 204 code for a protein of 67 amino acids. NCBI's taxonomy places the organism in Eukaryota, Fungi, Ascomycota, Sordariomycetes, Sordariales, Chaetomiaceae. The transcript is spliced from 2 exons.
AUGUCUUCGCCGCCCAACAACCCCCAAGACCCAAGUCGCCCUGACCAGCCGGGCCUUUGGACCGCCCACGCCGAGUACAUCAAAGGAGCCGCCGAGCGAUCUACCAUCGGGAACAAAAAGAGCGCAGUCGGCUGCACUCACGAGAUUCGCAGGUUCGGGCGCGAGUCCGAGACGACUGACAAGGUGAUGGAAGACCAGCGAUAG